GAUCUGUGUGAUAUUGUCAGUGACUCUUUCAAAUGAGGUUAAGGUGUGCUUCUUCAAGUUUUGAUUUUCUAUUGCAUUUUACUUAUAUAUUCUGAAUGUAGAUCCCUGGUUUUGCUUCUUAUUUGUUGAACAUUUGGUCACGUUGCCUUUAAAUAUGGCAAGAGAAGACGACAAUGAACGUGAUAAUGUAUCUCUUCUGGACUCUAUUUUUGAUCAGUUUGGUUUGAAUAUUCGAACACAAGGGCGACAAAAAGCUUUAACUCAUGCAUUUUACAAUUCUAUGAGUGUUAUAUUAAUUGUUGUUUGUGCUAUUGCAGUGGGAUGCGUGUUUAUAAUUUUAGAACCGUUCAUUAAACCCCUUUGCUGGGCUGUGGUUGUUGGUUCAGUUCUACAUCCUAUCAAAUUCAAAUUGUCGACAUUUUUCAAGAAAUGGUUGAAUCAUUUGGAAAAAUCUAAUAAACCAAUCACCUUAGAAAUUAUUAGUCUGCCAUGUUUCAUUAUACUUUCGCUUUCUACUUUUGUGGGCAAUAUUGUUAUUUCUAAAAUAGGUUUGUGCAUUCUUGGUAUUUUUGGAGGCUCGAUCAGCGUAUUUUGGCUCUAUGAAUAUACCCCAGAGACCGUCGUCAAUUCGUCAUGGCUGUGUUUCAAAUGGACUCAACUUGUCUUGAGCUUUUUCUUGGAUCUGUUUGAGAACUCUUGGAUUAUAACAUUAUUGCUGUGUUGCUACUUUGGAAGCGUAUUCACACUCUGGAAUGACCAAAAGAACACUCCUCUCUAUCUGGCAUCAUGUUUGACGUGGUUCGGUUGUUCUUGCUACAUUGCUGGAUGUUUCAACUACUUGCGGCUUCCAGUGUUGCUAUUUUUCUUGACUGUCACACUAUUUGGAGUUUGGAAUGAGACAAGCAGCAAGAGAGAAGACGAAGAUGAAUACCCUACUGAACCAAACUCCAAGUUGCGAGAGGCGGACUCGUGGAACAAUAAAGAUGAACAGAUUUCACAAGACAAACUCAAUUCAAAUGGUUCAAUGAAUGAGAAAAAUGAAGUCAUUCAUGAAACGCCGAUCAUAUCAGCUAUGAAUGUUGAUCCGAGCAAAGACUCGCUCAUUAUCGACGAUUGUAACAAAACAGUGGAAACAUGUGAAGAUGAUGACGAUGAGGAUGUAGUCGACGCGUCUCCAGAUAUCAGCAAAUGGUUGCAGUCAUCGCCUCACACAAGUGACCUAUACAUAUAUUUGGUAGCAUUGUGCUGUGUGGUGUUCGUUGUGUUCACAAACCUCUGGCUUCUCUAUAUCAUCGCUUUCCUACUCCUCAUAUACACCGUCAAAUGCUUGUGUUUGGGAUUUGGAUUGUGGCUACUUGUGCAGGAAUUUUGGGAUCGGCUCGACAGAUUGGAAGGCUGGUACACAACCCGCCGUCAUGUGCUUGUACCAUUACCAGUCGCUGCAUUCUUCAAGACAAUGGGCAUCAUGAAAUGCUUUAUUCUGCGCAGCCUGCAGGAUUUCUGUGACGCUGCAGCGUCCGUCACUGUCAUUCUUGGGUUACUGGCACUUGUCAUCAUUGUAUCGAUUUUUCUCUGUAUUCAGAUGUACACAGAAUGCUUUUAUAUGGUAAAAGUGAGCGGCCAAGUGAUCAACCAGACUGUUGUUCACAAUCCAGAAUUGAUGCAAUCAAUACCAGAAGGAUGGGAAGAUCAACUUGACUCAGUUCUCAACAAUGCUUAUACAUAUGGAAGAGAGUGGCUGAAGAAAAUGCUUCAUUCGCUUAUAAGAGACGAUAUUCCGCCAGAGAAAUCAGAAGGCAUUGUGCAAACGGUGCUGGAGCUAUGGGACCGCACCUACCAGUACUGGAUCGCCUCCUCACUGGAAAAGCAGAGCAUGGGCCCCAAAGUCACAUCCACUGCCGUCUUCGACUCGUGGGGUCGGUUCGUCAAUGGCUUCCAAAAAACGCCUGAAUUGAUAAGCUUGGACAGAAUUAAAUCACUAUUGAUGGACAAUAUGGCGGUUCUCUCUUCAAGUUUUGAUUCUCUAUGGUUGAUUGUUAAAGGAAAUGUUAGUUUACUCUUUUACGGAGUGACAACUUUCUUUUCUGUAAUUAUCGGUCAUGGAGCAGCUUUACUCGGUUUCUUUAUAAACAUGAUUAUUUUUCUAACUGCUCUCUUCUAUCUUUUAAACUCCAGUAGAGAACUUUACAAACCCGUGGAAGUAUUAACCAACAUGAUCCCUCAGUAUGGCAAUACACUGGCAGUUGCAAUGGAGACGGCAGCUAAAGAGGUUCUUGUCGCUUCUUUCAAAAUGACAAUUUUCUAUGGUCUAUGGACUUGGUUCAUCCAUAGCCUAUUUGUUGGCAACAUCGUUUACAUACCUUCAGUGUUGGCUGCAAUACUAGCAGUUGUUCCUGUCCUUGGCACUUAUUGGGCAUGUAUACCUGGUGUGCUGGAUUUAUGGCUUGCUCAAGGAAAAGGCUUCCAUGCGAUUUUGUUGGCCGUUUUCCAGUUUCUUCCCACUACAGUGGUUGACACCGCCAUUUACAACGAUAUUCAUGGAGGGCAUCCAUACCUGACUGGUCUGGCGGUAGCGGGAGGUGUAUUGUAUUUGGGGGCUGAGGGGGCGAUAAUCGGACCUCUCGCUCUGUGUGGACUGCUCGUCGUUAUCAACCUGUCGUCUGGUCUCCUCAAAGAAUCCGCUCCUCCUCCUUCUCACAUGUCACCUGAAUCUUCAACAUAAACACAUAAGUUUUCAUUUAAAGAUCAAAAGCUUAGAGCCGUAUCUAUAAACGACUGUUGAGAACGAACUUGGCCUAUAAAUCUUUGUUUGCCCAGCAACCAAGAACUCAAAACGAGAUUCACUUUCAACUUGUGAUGUUGGAAAAUGCUGCUCUGCAAACUGUCAGCAUUGCUACAAUGGUCUGGCCAGUUGAGGAAUUCUGACUGAGUGAAUCUCACUGUAGAAUCGUUUGGCUCAUGUUAUUGGUUGCUAGGAAACCAAACAAUACUAAACUCGUUGGUAAAUACAGUCUUCAACGAAAAACAAAUUUUAUGUUCAAAACAUUUUUUGUUGGAAAUCGUGAUUAGUCAUCAGUAAUAUAACUACUUUACGCUUCAGUCGUUUAACCAUUUUGUGUCAAUGAAUAUCUGUGAUUAAGAUUGUAGCUUUGUUACCAACCAUUAUUUUUAGUCUUGUUGAAUUCUGAAAGCUUUUCUAUUUUCUUAAUAUUUUCGUUAAAUAUUUUUAUAUAUUUAUUUAUUGUUGCUUAUUUUAUUAAUUUUGUAUAUUUUUGCUAUAUUUGUAAUUAAUCAGUUAUAAUUGGUUAGGCUUUAUAUCACGUAUCAUGAUGUCAUUGAGUAUUGUUUGUUUUUGUGCGAUAAAAUAUACAUGCAAUACGUCCAUUCUACAUAAAAUAUAAAGCUUAGGUAUGUUUUAAAUUUUGUGCAAUUUUUUCGAUGUUUCAGUUAUGGUUUCAAUUUUGUGACAAUAAAUUAUACGAAUGGUAAUUCAGGGACUUGAAAAGCAUGUUUACACAAAUGAAAUUAGUAGAUAUUAUAAUUCUAAUACAGAGUGUUGUUUCGAAAGAAAAUUGUAGACUUUUUUCUAAUGAUAGACUGAGACAGAGACUCUAUUGCAAUCAUUCCAUAUUCACUUAAUCGUUAUUAAAAGAAAUAGUACAGAUGUUUGAAAAUCUCCAUUGUUUAAAAACAAGAUGAAUUCCUACAUUUAUACAGUUUAUCCUCUUUCUAAGGCUUUAAUAAUUUUGAUGUUAAAAUAAUAUCAACUGUGUGUAAUCCUAUUAUCAUCUGUAUUCAAAAUGAAACAAUCAUCUUAGUGUUUCAUCAAUUUAUCAUUGUCCUUAUUGGAAUUGAUUGCUGGCCUGAUUAUUGUUAAGCUCAUAUUUUAUUUUUUAUUGAUUUAAACAGUAUAAAACUGUUGAUUGUUGCUCAUUGAGCUCAGAGAAUAGCUGAUCCAUCAUCUGAACAUUUAAAAAAUGUUUCGUAAUGAAAUUACGUCAAUCCAAUCUAGCGUUAGUUCCCACCGAUAAAAGCCAUACAAUCGGAAAAAUUAAAAACGAAUUCAUAGUGAAUCAGUUGAAUUUAGAAUAGAAACCACAAAUACAAGGCUGAAACAUUUCUCUCUUGAAUGUCUACAAAAUGUUUACAAUGAUUUCUAGAGUUUUAUUUUCCAUCUCAUAUUAAUGUAAUGGUUGUAAUCAUAGUAUAGUGGAAGUAAUCCGCAGUAUAAAAUAAGUUACUUGAUUUUGGCAGUUGAAGAUUCAAAUAUGUUCAAGGAAAUGCGAUUAAUUUCAAGAUCAAAAAAGUUAUGAAAAGUUUUUUGGCACCGAAAAACGCCAAGAAACAGUGCAUUUGAAACUAAAUUUCAUUUUAUAAACAAUAAUAAUUGAUAUUAUAUAUGCUUGGAUUGUAGUUUAUCAUUUGUUUGUUUUCUGCAUAACUUGAAAAUUUUAAAUCUAUGAUAGAUUAACGGUUGAUAAAGCUUCGAGUAUGAAAUAGUUAUUUACGGAGAUUUUAUUGAGUAAAAAGGAAUGUGUAAGAGCCUUGUUUGUGUAAAAUGCUGUGUGACCUAUAUUGAUGUGUGUUUUAUGUAAUAUGGUUAUGGGUACUCUAAGAAUAUUAGUGUACUUAUAAUAUAUUUUUCUUUAUUCUAAUUGGGCACGUUCUAGCUUGGGUAGUUACCAAUUUGUAAUUAUUGCUUCUAGUCUAAACUUUAAUCUUGCAAUCCCAAUAAUAAAAAUCUGACCAAUUUAAGAAUCGAGAGUUUGGAGUUUCAGGAACGUAAUGUUAAUAUAACAUAAUGUUAACUUAUUUUAGAGCUUAAAAUAUUAUAUUUAAUAAUAUUUGAGCUUAUUUAGAGCUUUAUAUUUCAGGAUCCUGAAUUUCAUAUGUUACCCAAUUUUAUAUGUUACACCUCUUGAAGAAGUAUUUGCUCUUAUGAAUUUUAAUCCAUUCCAAUUAUUCUAACUAAUUAUUAUUAUAUUUCCUUCUGGAUUGCAUAUUAAUUUUGUGAAUAAUGUUUCAAAUAAACGCUUAUUGUUGUCUACGGUACGGUAUACAAUAAUAAUCAUUGUGAUUAAUCCAUCUAUUCAUUCUUUAUCCAAAUUUGUGAUUACGCUACUGCAACUCCAUUCUCUCAAUUCCAAUGUUGAACAAAUUAUUAGUGAGAUUUACUGAAAUGUACUGUCUUUAUUCCUAAAUGAACAAUAUAAAUCAAUCAAAACACCAUUCUAAUGAGAGAAACUUGGUUAUAUAUAUAUGUAUUAAAUGAAUAAUAGAUUUAUUAUGCAAUUCAGAAGCGACGACAGAUUGCUUGAAAAAUGAAGGUUUCAAUCAAUGUUAAUCUCUGUGCUUUCCAAUUGUGACUGAAUUAUAUAAUGAGAAUCUACCAAGGGCCUUACUGUAUUAUUGGGUGGAUUGGUCCAAUAAAUGAGUACACCGUGAAUUGAAAUUUAUU
Nilaparvata lugens (brown planthopper) is the source of this 5458-nucleotide messenger RNA. RefSeq names its product transmembrane protein 245. The coding region runs from base 155 to 2722 and encodes 855 amino acids. The transcript has 14 exons. Lineage: Eukaryota; Metazoa; Arthropoda; Insecta; Hemiptera; Delphacidae. The record is from RefSeq and is a predicted model, not a curated record.